This is a messenger RNA of Babesia bovis T2Bo, 984 nucleotides long. RefSeq names its product WD domain G-beta repeat family protein. The transcript has 8 exons. The record is from RefSeq and is a predicted model, not a curated record. The coding region runs from base 5 to 982 and encodes 325 amino acids. Gene Ontology annotation, molecular function: protein binding. Lineage: Eukaryota; Apicomplexa; Aconoidasida; Piroplasmida; Babesiidae.
UAAAAUGACGCACAAUUGCGUCUACACAAAAAAUAACUUCUACGUUAAUACCGUAGCUUUUCAUAAGCGCCGCGACAUACUUCUCUCCGGGAAUAUCGCCGGAGAGCUGCAGUUAUACUCUUGGGAGAACCCCGAACUCACGUUCAUAUCUACUAUUAACAACGUACAUAGCAAGUCGGUACGCAGGGCUGACAUAAGCCAAUCAGGAGCUGAUAUCAUAUCAGUAUCUGCCGAUAAGCGGGCUGCACUAACGGAUAUUGAAAAAGGAUCGUUGAAGUGGCGUAGCAAGAAACAUGACGCUGGAGUUAGUGCAUUUUGCCAAGUAAAUGACAAUAUAAUAGCUACUGGAGAUGAUGAUGGUGGUAUAAUGCUAUGGGAUACCAGAGUUACCAAGGCAGCAUGCAAAGACAAGUGUACUGAGUUCACAAGCUCCAUCGAAGGGAUCAUGCUUGGAAAGGAUCCACAUGAUUUAUUAGCUAUAUCGGAUGACCAACUGGCGUGCUUUUCAAUGAAGAAAAGUGCUAAAAUAUCGCUACGCAGUAUGUCGGACAACGUAGAGGACGAGUUCGUGUCAUUCUGUUACAUGAAAAAUCAAAGGAAAGUUGUUUGUGGAAGUAAUACGGGGAAUAUAUGUCUGUUUUCAUAUGGCCAUUGGGGGGAUAUAAACGACCGACUGACGGUGGGCGCCCAUAGCCUUGAUUCAAUAUUACCGUACAACGAUGAUGUUUUGUUAGUCGGAGGUGACGACAAGAGCAUAAGGGUGGCGACUUUACUGCCGAACGAAGUAAAGGGUAAAAUGAAGUGCAUUGGCAAGAUGGAUAUUGACGUUUUGAGCACGGACUCGCUGUGCUUAAAUAUGGAUUCAAGCGUUUUAGCUUUCAUCGCCAAUUACGAAUAUAUCUGCAUUGUACCAACCGAUGAGGUGGAGCGCCUGCUAGACGGUGAUACGGAAGAGUCGAGUUUCUUCGAUGAUCUGGAAUGAAA